AUGGCACCCACCAGGAAGAACAAGGAGUGCUACUUCAAGCGUUUCUUGGAAAUAUUCAAAGGGCUACAAAUCACAAUGUCGUUCGGGGAAGCCUUACAGCAGAUGCCCCCUCUCUACUCCAAAUUUAUGAAAGACAUCCUCACCAAGAAAGGGAAGUAUAUUAACAAUGAAAAUAUUGUGGUAAGGGGCAAUUGCAGUGCAAUAAUCCAGAGGAAGCUACCCAAGAAAUUCAAGGACCCCGAAAGUGUCACCAUCCCUUGUACCAUAGGGAAGGAAGCGGUAGAUAAGGCCCUCAUUGGUCUGGGGGCAAGUAUCAAUCUGAUGCCUUUAUCGAUGUGCAAAAGAAUUGGAAACUUGAAGAUAAAUCCCACUAAGAUGACGCUUCAACUGUCGGACCGCUCAAUCACAAGACCAUACGGGGUGGUAGAAGAUGUCCUGGUCAAGGUACACCACUUCACUUUUCCGGUGGACUUUGUUAUCAUGGAUAUCGAAGAAGACACAGAGAUUCCCUUUAUCCUAGGCAGACCCUUCAUGCUGAUUGCCAACUGUGUGGUGGACAUGGGGAAUGGAAACUUAGAGUUGAGUAUUGACAAUCAAAAGAUAACCUUUGACCUUUUCAAGGCAUUGAAGUACCCACAAGAGGGUUGGAAGUGCUUCAGAGUGGAGGAGAUUGAUAAAGAAGACGUCAAUAUUCUCGAGACACCACAGACUUUGUUGGAAAAAGCCAUGGUAAAUGCGUUGGACUGCCUAACCAGUGAAGAGGAAGAAGAUCUGAAGGCUUGCUUGGAAGACUUGGAUCGACAAUAA
Molecule: messenger RNA, 807 nt
Organism: Glycine soja
Lineage: Eukaryota; Viridiplantae; Streptophyta; Magnoliopsida; Fabales; Fabaceae
Exons: 1
Coding region: 1-807 (268 amino acids)
Source: RefSeq, a predicted model, not a curated record